Drosophila arizonae is the source of this 244-nucleotide messenger RNA. Its product is annotated as U3 small nucleolar ribonucleoprotein IMP3. Gene Ontology annotation, biological process: ribosomal small subunit biogenesis; rRNA processing. Gene Ontology annotation, cellular component: small-subunit processome; Mpp10 complex. Gene Ontology annotation, molecular function: snoRNA binding; rRNA binding. NCBI's taxonomy places the organism in Eukaryota, Metazoa, Arthropoda, Insecta, Diptera, Drosophilidae. The record is from RefSeq and is a predicted model, not a curated record.
AUUGCAGUGCGAAUGGCGGAGAACCUUAAGAAUGCAACCGACCUCAUUGAACAGGGUCAUGUACGCGUGGGCACAGAAAUGGUUAAGGAUCCCGCUUUCCUAGUCUCUCGCAAUUUGCAAGAUUUCGUUACAUGGGUUGAUGGCUCCAAAAUUAAGGAACAUGUUUUACGUUAUAAUGAUAUGCGCGAUGAUUUCCAAAUGUAGAAACUAUAUAAUAUUUAAGCUCGAUAAUAUAUGAAAUUUA